Molecule: messenger RNA, 1544 nt
Organism: Fopius arisanus
Lineage: Eukaryota; Metazoa; Arthropoda; Insecta; Hymenoptera; Braconidae
Product: glyceraldehyde-3-phosphate dehydrogenase
Exons: 7
Coding region: 288-1334 (348 amino acids)
Biological process (GO): glycolytic process; glucose metabolic process
Cellular component (GO): cytosol
Molecular function (GO): glyceraldehyde-3-phosphate dehydrogenase (NAD+) (phosphorylating) activity; NADP binding; NAD binding
Source: RefSeq, a predicted model, not a curated record
UUUUUCCAUCUGUUUCAAGUAAAAUUGUAGAAUUCAAAAAAUGCAGCAUUCCUAUUCAAAAUACGGAAAGUAUAUAUUUCUCAACUCUGCGAAUGGCAAUCGAUAAGAUUAUAUUUGAUAAUAAUGAAUUAGGAGACUAAUUGAACAGUUGAAUGUGAAAAGGAUUUUAACCAAAUUACUGUAAGCUGAUAAGAAUUAAUCACCUCAAAAUUGUUGUAGCAUGUCUCGCCUGUAAUAAAUUUUCACUUCCAAAAAUUAUUGAGUAAACUGUAUUGUGACGGUAAAAAAUGUUGACUGUGGGAAUCAACGGCUUUGGCAGAAUUGGCAGGAUGUGUUUGCGUGUUUGUCUAGAGGCAAACCUCGAUGUGAAACUCAUCAACGAUCCAUUUAUCCCGACAGAUUACAUGGCAUAUCUGCUAAAAUACGACUCAACACAUGGUAUUUAUCCUCAGACCGUAGAAUGUGAAAAAAAUGCUGUUGUUAUAGCAGACGUUUCGAUUGCGACAUCACAAGAAAAAGAUCCUUCAAAGAUAAAAUGGGAAGCUCAUGGAGUUAAUUUUGUAAUCGAAGCCACUGGAGUAUUUACAACACUCGAAAGAGCUUCGCUGCAUCUGGACGGGGGGGCGAAACGGGUUAUAAUUACCGCCCCCUCAACUGAUGCCCCUAUGUACGUAUUCGGAGUGAAUCACUGCUGCUAUUCACCAAAGAACGGGUCAAUUGUCUCUGCUACUUCCUGCACAACUAAUUGCGCUGGGCCUUUGAUUAAAACUAUGAAUGAUAAAUUUCAAGUUCUUGAAGGAAUGAUAACCAGUGUUCAUGCGACAAUUGCCGCACAAAGAACUGUGGACGGACCUACUGGAAAGUUAUGGAGAGAUGGCAGAGGCUGCCUCCAGAACAUCAUUCCCACCUCCACAGGAGCUGCCAAAUGUAUCUCAAAGAUUCUUCCGGAGUUGAAGGAAAAGAUAUCUGCAAUUGCUUUUCGAGUGCCGAUUCCCAAUGUAUCCCUAUGUGACAUCACCCUUAGAGUAAGUCAACCGGUGACAUACGAUGAAGUAAAAAAAGUGAUGAAAGCAGCAUCAGAAACGACUCUCAAAGGAAUUCUACAUUAUACCGAAGAUGACGUUGUCUCUUCUGACUUCAAUCACACGAAAUAUUCCUGUAUUUUUGAUGCAAAAGCCGGUAUCCCUCAGACGAGCACUUUCAUAAAAAUCAUUGCUUGGUACGACAACGAGUACGGAUUUGCUCACAGGAUCGUCGACUUGAUGAAAUUUAUGCACGAAGUUGAUGAAGGCAAAGGUUGUGUGACGGGAGAAAUACUUGAAGAAGGAAAUUAAUAUUAUUAAUUCGUCUUACAUCAUCCAUCAAGAAAUCUACUAUGUACUGUCAAUUGAGAACAAAAAUAAAGAAACAUUGAACAGGUGAAAAAAAAAUACAAUUCAACAGAAAAAAUAAACGUAUCCUAUAGUUUACCUCGUCGACAUGGAUUUGAAUUUACCGCUUCUCACGGCCGAAAAUAGCCGAUCAACGGAGCCAAUGAGAAUGGA